Gymnogyps californianus (California condor) is the source of this 4118-nucleotide messenger RNA. RefSeq names its product procollagen-lysine,2-oxoglutarate 5-dioxygenase 1 (gene PLOD1). Gene Ontology annotation, molecular function: L-ascorbic acid binding; iron ion binding; procollagen-lysine 5-dioxygenase activity. Gene Ontology annotation, cellular component: endoplasmic reticulum. The coding region runs from base 100 to 2292 and encodes 730 amino acids. Lineage: Eukaryota; Metazoa; Chordata; Aves; Accipitriformes; Cathartidae. The record is from RefSeq and is a predicted model, not a curated record. The transcript is spliced from 19 exons. Gene Ontology annotation, biological process: peptidyl-lysine hydroxylation.
GUCCCUGCGGAGCGGCGCGGCGCCCGGGUCCGUCCCGCAGGCAGCGGCCCCGGUCGGUAUCGACUCCCGGGCCGGGGUCCAGGCGGGGGAGUCGCCUCCAUGGUGCCUCCGGCGGUGCUGCUGCCCUGGGUGGUGCUGGCGCUGCUCGGGGCGGAGGGCGGCUGUGCCUCCGAGCAGGAAGAAAACCUGCUGGUCCUUACUGUUGCCACCAAGCAGACUGAGGGAUUCCAACGCUUUAGAAGAUCAGCCCAAUUCUUCAACUACAAAGUCCAGGUGCUGGGGCUGGAUGAGGAAUGGCAGGGUGGAGAUGACACGAAGCCAGCAGGAGGUGGGCAGAAGGUCCGUCUCUUGAAAUCAGCUUUGAAGCAGUAUGCGGAUAAGGAAGACUUGAUCAUCCUUUUCGUAGAAAGCUAUGAUGUACUCUUUGCUUCGGGCCCCACAGAACUGCUGAAGAAGUUCAAACAAGCCAAGAGCAAGGUGGUCUUCUCAGCAGAGAACUACAUCUAUCCUGACAGAAAGUUGGAAGCCAAGUACCCUCAGGUGCGAGACGGAAAGCGCUUCCUGGGUUCUGGAGGCUUCAUAGGUUAUGCUCCAAACCUGAAGAAGCUUGUGGAGGAGUGGAAAGGACAGGACGAUGACAGUGACCAGCUCUUCUAUACGAAUGUCUUCUUGGAUCCAGAAAAAAGAGAAAGUAUCAACAUCAGUCUAGACCAAAGAAGCCGGAUCUUCCAAAACCUAAAUGGAGCAUUAGAUGAGGUAGUUCUGAAGUUUGAAAACUCACGAGUGAGAGCAAGAAACUUGUUAUAUGACACUCUGCCUGUGGUGAUUCAUGGAAAUGGACCCACCAAGCUGCAGCUGAACUACCUGGGAAACUACAUUCCUCAGAUAUGGACAUUUGAGACAGGCUGCACUGUGUGUGAUGAAGGUCUGCGAAGCCUCACAGGGUUUAAGGAUGAGGCAUUGCCAAUGAUUCUGAUUGGCAUUUUCAUCGAGCAGCCCACCCCAUUCCUCUCCCAGUUUUUCUUGCGGCUUCGUAACCUUCAUUACCCAAAGCAACGAAUCCAGCUCUUCAUUCACAACCAUGAGCAACAUCACUUGAUGCAGGUGGACUCUUUUGUUAAAGAGCAUGGCAAAGAAUAUCUCGCCAUCAAAGUGAUUGGACCAGAUGAUGAGGUGGAGAAUGCUGAGGCGCGUAACUUGGGCAUGGAUUUGUGCAGAAAGGAUCCUGACUGUGACUAUUACUUUAGCCUGGACGCUGAGAUAGUUCUGAAGAACACAGAGACUCUAAGGCUCCUGAUCGAACAGAACAAGCUGGUGAUUGCCCCACUGGUAAGCCGUCAUGAGAAGUUGUGGUCAAAUUUCUGGGGAGCGCUGAGCCCUGAUGGAUACUAUGCCCGCUCAGAAGAUUAUGUGGAUGUUGUUCAAAGGCGGAGGGUCGGGCUUUGGAACGUUCCCUACAUCAGUAGCGUUUACAUGGUUAAAGCCAAGGCUCUGCGAUCGGAGCUUGACCAGGAAGAUCUCUUCCACAGUGGCAAGCUGGAUGCUGACAUGGCUUUCUGCCACAACGUUCGGAAUCAGGGAGUCUUUAUGUACCUGACAAAUCGGCAUCAGUUUGGACACAUACUGUCCCUGGAGAAUUAUCAGACGACUCACCUCCACAAUGACCUUUGGCAAAUAUUCAGCAAUCCUGAGGACUGGAGAGAAAAGUACAUCCAUGAAAACUACACAGCAGCUCUGAAAGGAAAAUUGGUAGAAAUGCCCUGCCCAGAUGUUUACUGGUUCCCUAUAUUCACUGACACUGCCUGUGAUGAGCUGGUGGAAGAAAUGGAACAUUAUGGCCAGUGGUCCACAGGUGACAACACGGACAGCAGAAUACAAGGAGGAUAUGAGAAUGUCCCAACUAUUGACAUACACAUGAACCAAAUUGGCUUUGAAAGAGAAUGGUAUAAGUUUCUUCUGGAGUAUAUUGCACCCAUCACAGAGAAACUGUACCCAGGAUAUUAUACCAAGACUCAGUUUGAGCUAGCCUUUGUAGUUCGCUACAAACCUGACGAGCAGCCCUCUUUAAUGCCCCAUCAUGAUGCUUCCACCUUUACCAUUAACAUUGCUUUGAACCGAGUUGGAAUAGACUAUGAGGGAGGAGGCUGCCGGUUCCUGCGCUACAACUGCUCCAUUCGAGCUCCACGGAAAGGGUGGACCCUUAUGCAUCCAGGACGCCUGACCCACUAUCAUGAAGGUCUUCCAACCACCAAAGGAACCCGUUAUAUUGCAGUGUCCUUUCUUGACCCCUAGAGCCAUGCUUCACAGGAAGGACCCUUCCCUGGCCCUGCUCACUGCUGACUUUGAGUGGAAACAGGGAAUGCUGCUGAGAGUUUCUAAGGCAUUGAUCAAAGCUAUUUGGAUAUUGAUUUUUAACAAUAUUUUAAGACUCCACUACUGGAAGAUCUCCCUCUCUGAUACUGCAGGUAAUAUCUAGGAAUAUUGCUGUAGAAUUUGGAAGGAGACUUGUGCCUUCAUUUUUGAUUCUACUCCUCAUCCACUGUUUCUUGGAAAUGUGAUUUACUUGAACCUUCACUGAUUGGUUGGCUUUACAAAAAUGCUUUCUUGGACUGGAAAUCCAGCUUUUUGGAGGCAAGUCACAAGCUCUCUCUCCAAGUAGCUGGAAACCCAUUUUCAUCCACAGCAUAUACAGGACUGGACGUUAGACAAUAAUUCCUGGAUACUAUUCCAAAUAUAAACCAAUCAGGGAGCUGACUCCAGGAGUCACAACAGUUAAAUGUCAUACCAGAUGAAAUUCAGUAAUAAGAGCCUGAAGAUCAUCUGAUUCCUUACCUCUUUACAGUCCUUGGAAGCAUACCACAAAGUUCAAAGCAGCAGCAGUGGCAAUACAGGUGCUUCCUGUUAGCUAAAGGAAGGUCCGCUAAUGAUAUUUUACCUCUGGGAUUAGAGUGAAGAGAUCAAAGAUAGCCUCCCUAUCUUCUGUUACUGCAGCUAAAAGGAGCAUGCAUACUCAGACAAAUUCAGACCUUGUUGGUAUGCGUAGAUAAAAUCUAAGAAGGCUGAGAACAACUACGUCACUCAGGAGGGCUUCACUGCUGAAUUGUCUCUGUUCUGUCCCAAGUUAAGAUUGUCAAAAGCUCUAAUCAAUCUCUGGAUAACAACCCAGAGGCCGCAGUGGUCUUUGGUGCCCUCAUUCCAGUUCUCAGAGAUUGUUUUGAUAAUUUUCUUUGCAUCUAAUUUGAAUGGGCUAUCAAAGAGCUGUUCUCUGGUACUUAAGAGGAAAUCAUUAUUCAGUGUUUUUAUUAUUUGAGAUUCCAAACCAAAACACUCCACUGGAGACACUUCUCUAGUGGGGUCAAGGCUGAUAGAAAUGAGUGGUUGGAAAGUGCUGAGAGAUUGUGGUGAACUGGUAGGUGUAAAAAUCUGUCUAGACUAGACCCAUGGUUAGAGAGGGAAGGGGGAGAAACCUUUUCUGCUGUUGCCUGUGAGAUAUCUGCUCUGCUUAUCAGACACUGUUAUGCUCUGGGUCUGCCAGACUGGUAUGUUUCACAAGCAGUAAAUUCACAUCAUGAUUGUCCUUAGGAAAGAAGAAAAUCUUCCUUUUAGUUCUCUGUGUAUUCAGCUUCUACUGUCUAAUUGUCAGGUGUAGAGCCCCUUCAUCUAGGAUGGGUCACAUUAACGCAGGCAGAAUAGCUUUAGACAUGUAAUUUCUGGCAGGGAACUUUAUACAAUUUGAAUGGACCUGAGGAAGGCGACAUAGACCUUUUUCCACUGCUUUCCAUGUGCUUUUUAGGUCUGUUUCAAGGCUACACACUCACGCGUGCCCAAGGGAGAAAAAUCCAGGCAUGGACAAUCAGUUUGAAAAGUAAAACAAUAAUAAACCUUGUUAGACAAAAUCCAGAACUGUCCGUUGCCAAAGGAAGGGACGUGAUAGGCCAAUCGUUGAGAAGAUGUCGAAAAGGUGUAUGUAUUUAUUCAGCAGUUUGGUUUUUUUUUUCACUUAUUUUGUUGUGUCUUUCCUCUGCUCAGUACGGUGAUUGGAAUUAAGUAGGAGUCUGUCACACGAGAUGUACAGUUUCAGCCAGGGGAACUCGCAUUAAACCCUUACCCCACCGUGA